Setaria italica (foxtail millet) is the source of this 918-nucleotide messenger RNA. RefSeq names its product 60S ribosomal protein L9. The coding region runs from base 101 to 673 and encodes 190 amino acids. The transcript is spliced from 3 exons. Gene Ontology annotation, molecular function: rRNA binding; structural constituent of ribosome. Gene Ontology annotation, cellular component: cytosolic large ribosomal subunit; ribosome. The record is from RefSeq and is a predicted model, not a curated record. Lineage: Eukaryota; Viridiplantae; Streptophyta; Magnoliopsida; Poales; Poaceae. Gene Ontology annotation, biological process: cytoplasmic translation.
ACCCUCCUCCCCCGCCGCCCUCCCGUUCGUCUCUCUCGCCGCCUCCGCGCCGCCGCCUCCUCCUCCCCUCCCGCGCACCCGUAGCCGCCGGCGCAGCAAGAUGAAGACGAUCCUCGCUUCCGAGACCAUGGACAUCCCCGAGGAGGUCACCGUCAAGGUGGCGGCCAAGGUGGUCACGGUGGAGGGGCCGCGGGGCAAGCUCACCCGCAACUUCAAGCACCUCAACCUCGACUUCCAGCUGCAGGAGGGCGGCCGCAAGCUCAAGGUCGACGCCUGGUUCGGCACCCGCCGCACCAUGGCCGCCAUCCGCACCGCCAUCUCCCACGUCCAGAACCUCAUCACCGGCGUCACCAAGGGAUACCGCUACAAGAUGCGCUUCGUCUACGCCCACUUCCCCAUCAACGCAUCCAUCACCAACGCCAACACUGCCAUAGAGAUCCGCAACUUCCUCGGCGAGAAGAAGGUGAGGAAGGUUGACAUGCUUGAUGGUGUGACCAUCUUGCGUUCUGAGAAGGUCAAGGAUGAGCUCAUCCUCGACGGCAAUGACAUUGAGCUCGUCUCACGCUCUGCCGCCCUCAUCAACCAGAAAUGCCACGUGAAGAACAAGGAUAUCAGAAAGUUCCUGGAUGGUAUCUAUGUCAGCGACAAGGGUGCCAUUAACGAGGAGCAGUGAGCUUAGUUAUCAACUUAGUCAGUAGCUAAAAAUGCCUGCUCUGUUUUUAUCAUCCUUUGGAUUGCAAUUUUCUGAGACUGAACUUUGUACUGGGUUAGGAUGUGUCAUGGAGCAUGCUAUCUUAUCCUAUAUAUCGUUGUCUCUGUUUAAGAGUGUGAACCUUGUUUAUCAUCCCCUAAAGAUAUUUGACUGCAAGCAUUGGUGGUUGAAACGAAGAUGAGAGUUAUCUGAAUUUUCUUGUUCAA